AUGGCGACUUCAUCACCCUCUUCAUUGCCACCGUUUUUCUCCCUUCCAUAUCACAUUAGGAAACGAGUUUAUGUCUUCGCCGGCUUAAGUCGAGAAUGCCCCGUCACCCUUGUGCCUCGUGAGCGAGCCGGGCUGUUCUACGGCCCAAGGGAGUUGCCUUUGGUUCACACUUGCGCCUUCGACUUUCGCCGGCGAUGGCUACCGGGCUGUGUCUCACAUGGCCAUGAUCCCGCUUGCUUAUGCCCGGAGUUUCCUAAACAACUGCUACUCGUUUGCAAAUUCCUCCACCACGAGAUCCAGCAAAUUCUUUACGGCGAAAACAAUUUCGUUCUGAGCCGGCAAGGAAAUGCUGGCCAUCUAAAGGUCAUCAGAAUGCUUUCAAAUGAAGCUUUAUGCUACUUGCGCCAUCUCCUCGUCCGUCUGAAUAGUUGGCCUUGCGUUCGGGGACAUAGUAACGCGACAAGCGAGGCCUGCAUGAUAUGCCCCGACGGCUUUUCUCUACGCGACUCCGAGGUUUCAGUAGGUGACGAAAACUCUGAGCGUGUUGUUGAUGAGUGGGAGGCUAUAUGUGAGGUCCUUUCGCAUAUUCCGCCCAACCGUCUUCAUCUCGAACUCAUCUGCGAUGUUGGUCAACCAGAAAUGGCCCGCCGUAUCUUGGAGCCGAUGAAUUCAAUCCCUCGCCUAAAGGGCUGCACCAUCAGGUUUGGAAGGAAACCUCACCAUGCUCUCCGAUCGCUCGCAAGAGAAACGGCCACUCGCCUUACUGCAACAAGAGGCAAUAUUCAACCUUUCCGGUUCUCUGAGCUACCUCGUGAACUACGUCUUCGGGUUCUUUGGCAUACAAACCUUGGAUUGGGAGGUUCGUUUAAUCCGAAGUACAGCACCAUCGUCGUCGUGAGAGGGAAAUAUGACCAUCGAGCGGUGGGUGGUAGCCACAGUAGCCAUGCCAUACGAACUUGUUGUCUUGAGUGUUCGUUUACCAAGCUUCAUUGCUCUUGCACCUCAAAAUAUGCAUCAUAUAACCCAUAUUGCCGAUGCAGGCCUCUACCAUUGGAGCUGUUUCUCGUGAGCCGGCAACUGUCUAAGGAUGCUUCUGAAGUCCUCUAUUCAACAAACACCUUCCGGUUCGCGCACGACUUUUCUCAUACCAUCAACAUGCUGAGCAAUAUACCACCAGAGUCUCUGAAGCGGCUCAGAUGUGUUGAAUUCAACUUCGACUGGUCCAAAAAUUGGGACGCGAACAAGUCGGAAUGGCGCCGUCUUCUUCGACUUAUGGCUGACCAUUGCCGUCAUUCGAGGCUCUUCAUUAAAAUCACCGUCGAUACGAUGGACUCUGAAGCGGCCAGAAUGACGGAGGAAGAGGAGGACAGGGAUGGCUUCAUGAGAAUGUGCUAUGCGUCAUACGUUGAUAUCGUCCACAGUAUCAAGGAGUCUCACUUAGUGCUGCAAGACUUUCAUUUAUUCCUGCCAUUGUUCUGGGAUUUGGAGCCUGUUUUGGAGAGAUACGUCAUGGGCCCAGAUUAUGACAGCAAGAAAGGGAAUCGGUAUCCUAAGCCUGGUCACUCCUCGGACCUCUACGGGCCCGAGCACCCGUUCUAUUGCGCAGUCCCAAAGUGGCACAAGGAUCUUUAG
Messenger RNA from Clonostachys rhizophaga, 1632 nucleotides. The record is from the annotation of a GenBank genome assembly. Lineage: Eukaryota; Fungi; Ascomycota; Sordariomycetes; Hypocreales; Bionectriaceae.